Molecule: messenger RNA, 2538 nt
Organism: Kwoniella shivajii
Lineage: Eukaryota; Fungi; Basidiomycota; Tremellomycetes; Tremellales; Cryptococcaceae
Exons: 13
Coding region: 1-2538 (845 amino acids)
Biological process (GO): regulation of DNA-templated transcription; DNA-templated transcription
Cellular component (GO): nucleus
Molecular function (GO): zinc ion binding; DNA binding; DNA-binding transcription factor activity, RNA polymerase II-specific
Source: RefSeq, a predicted model, not a curated record
AUGAGUCCCAUAAGUGCAUCACGCAGUCAUGGUACGAAUGAUAUCGAUUGCUCUAAUAGGAGCAAAAGAGAUGCCCAUCAUAAAAAUGGGAAAAGUAAAGCUAUCGUACAACCUCUACGUCGAGGAGAUGCUUGCCUAAUGUGUCGAGCCAAAAAGCUUAAAUGUUCCGCUCAGAAGCCGAUGUGUGAUCAAUGUGCAAAACGGAAAGACCGAUGUGUGUACGAUGCCGCUCGUCCAGCUUCUCGAGUGGAGCAGUUAGAAAGAAAGUUGGCUGAAAUGGACGAAGCGGACUUCCGAGAAGCCUUAGCCCGAAGAACUUCUCUCGGACUAAGUGGCUUCGACUCUCCCACCAAAAAUCUUUCAUUUUCUUCCGCUCAAGCCCUUGGACAAGAUAAUGGCAUGCCGUCUUUUUCAGGGUAUGACAUGAUGGACCCAGUUUCCACGCAGGUAAGGCAGCCUGCUGAAUUACCAGCCAGUCCGACUUCUGUCGCGCACAUACUCAAUGUGGAUACCGAGCCGCUGGUCGACAUCAACGAUAUACUUCCUUCACUCUUUUCCUGGCCUAACAUAUUAGGCACUACCUCACAAAUAGAUCACUAUGGUUCUGAAAGCUCAAACAUCCCCCACUACGCUCAAAGCCACAAUCAGCUAUUCUGGCCUUUCUUAGGUGGUGCGACUUCCGAUUCCUUCCUUUUCUCGGGAUCAUCAUCCAAUGAAGGUAUAUAUGAUAAUUCUAUUAUCUCGACUGCAAGUACUUCCGCAGCAUCCUCUAGAUCUCAAUCACAGGAACUCGUUGCAUCCUAUAUCUCACCGCAGCACGCCAACGUCUCGCCUUCGAUACCAGAGCUUAGCAAUCUCACCUUCUCGACAUCAGACGAGACGAAUACUUUAGAUAUUAGCGCCAGAUGUCACACUCCUCGACCUGAACCUCGUUCUCUGACAUCAGAUCAACAGAUUGAUAGCACAAUAAGUCAGGGUGGAACGGAGAUGAAUCAGGCUGCUGGUUCUCAAUUCCCUACAGCUCUGGAAGUAGUGGAGAGCGUGACCCGGCUAAAGAAGGCAGCAGAUCUGAACGCUCAAAUCAUUGGCGAAAGGGAACUUUGUGAAGCUGCUAGAGGUUAUCUGCUGGAUCUGUUCUUCAGUCCCCAUCGUCAUAUAACGGAAUGUGGGUCCGAAUUUCUCAGCAAAGAAGAAUUCAUUACUCGCUUGUCUUUACCUGAAGGUCAAAGUCCACAUCCAUGUUUACAGUUCUCGAUGUACACCGUCGCUUCUUCGAGCUCUUAUGUCCCCUCGAUUCGAAGGCUGGCUGAACCGUUAUUCCAGAUGACGAUCUCCAAGCUCGAUGAAGCCAUUCGGAAGCAAGACAGAUUACUGGAUGCUAUCAAGGCUUCCAAGACCUUGUCAAAAUGGCUUUUCGCACAAUCGAGGCCAUUAGAAGGAUACCUGUACUCCAACAAAUCCGUAUCAUUAUGUAUGGCGUGUGGACUACAUCAAAUUCCUUCUUCUGUCUACUCGGUCCAGCAACAUCAAGCGAAACCGGUCAAAACAAAUACAUUACUGAGCCCACCUCAGAAUCAGCAGGAACUUGGAGAACGUAUUCAUUCCUUCUGGUCGACAUGGGGUAAUGAAAGAGGUGGAAGUCUCACUCAUCAUUGGCCGUCUGCUAUUGAAGAUGAGUCUAUUACCACGCCCUUACCCAGACCAAAGGAAGAUUAUCAUAAUCUUGAAAUCAUGAUGAGUCAGCCGGAUAUCACUUUGAGAGAUUUAUACAACCUUCCAUAUCAGGAGAAGGCUACUCCCCUCAGAUCUCUCUAUGCCUACUUACUCGUCUCCGAGCACUUAAACUAUCGAGCCACGAAACUUGCUGCACAAUCGCCUGCAGGGAUUUCUUCCUCUUAUCGAUUUCUUGCUCAACUUGGAUCACAUUCAACCGCUUCUGUACCCAGAGAACAUUAUCCAGCUGCUUAUAAAGAGAUAAUGGACACUUCGUACUGGUUGGAAAAUAAUAUGCCUGAAGACUGGAAAUUUCAAUUUCUACAUGACCCAAGUUGGAUAGAACCUGAUAUUCCUAUCAUAGGAUUAUGUCUUAAAGCAUCUCGAAUGCAUUUACACCCAAUCCAAUCUGAAAUCGAUAGACCUAUAGGGUUAAAUAUAGCUUUUGAAUGUUCUUCUAUAAUCAAGUCAAUUAUAUCAUAUUCUCAAGCACAAUCUUCACUUCCAACUUCUCCUUCGCCUGAAUCGAAUACGAAUUCCCCAAGUACGAAUGUGAACCAGGAUGCUGAGAGUCUUGACUCCAAAAUACGUUCGACAAGGGAUAAUGAUGGAUUAAGUGGUCCAUAUGCAUUAACUCCAUCAUUUGGUGUGGUUAAAAAGUUGCUUGAGGGAUAUCAAGUUUUCAAAGGUCUGGGAAGAUUAGACGAAGCUACAAGAUGUAAAAUUGAAGCUCAGAGUAUAUACGACGGAUUCAAAUCACUGAAUACCAAUCGCUCCCUACUUCUUAAUCAUAUAAAACAGCUCGAGGAGCUGUUCGAUAUGUAA